Molecule: messenger RNA, 3228 nt
Organism: Rhipicephalus microplus (southern cattle tick)
Lineage: Eukaryota; Metazoa; Arthropoda; Arachnida; Ixodida; Ixodidae
Product: kelch-like protein 24
Molecular function (GO): protein binding
Source: RefSeq, a predicted model, not a curated record
GCGGCCCUAAUGUGGUUGUCAAAUCGUAGAGAUGCUGAAAUUAUCGGAGCGGUGAAAGCACUAGCGUUGCGUUUGGGAGGCGGGAAGGCUGACGCCUUCGGAACGCCGGCGUAAAGACGUGGCCACAAACUUGCCAAUGAACUUUACUCCGCGGCGGUGUACCUCGGUCAGUUCUUGCGGCACUAACCGCGAUCCGACCGACAUGGAACUAGUUUCGGAGUCGUUCAGCUCCGAAAGCUGCGAGGCGAAGAUGAAGGACGAGUACAAGUACACGAACGAGGAGCACUCGGACUCCAUCCUCAAGGGUCUCGGCGCUUUCCGGGCUAGCAAAGCAUUCUGCGACGUGGUGCUGUGCGCCGAAGGGGCAGAAUACCCCUGCCACAAAGUUGUGCUCGCGUCGUUCAGCCCUUACUUCCGGGCCAUGUUCUCGAGUCAGAUGGCCGAGCAGACGCAGAACCGCGUCGUCCUCAACGGCGUCGAAGCCGAGACGCUACGGGACUUGAUAGACUACGCGUACACGUCUAGCGUAACCAUUACCCGGGCUAACGUCCAGUCGCUACUGUCAGCCGCCAACCUUCUGGACGUGGGUCCCGUCAAGGAUGUCUGUUGCGCCUUCCUCGAACAACACAUCGACGAGACCAACUGUCUCGGAAUCCACACUUUCGCGGAAAUGCACGCCUGCACUGACCUCCAGGCCAAGGCCAAGGACUACGCGUGCCGAUCCUUCGAAAUGGUCAUGCGUCAUGAGGAGUUUCUAGAGAUAUCGGCCAACAAGCUGGUUGAGUUCAUCUCCUCGGACAACCUGAAGAUCGACAAAGAGGAACGCCUCUUCGAAGGCGCCCUAUCCUGGCUCAAGCAAAGCCCCGAGUCCCGUAUGGAAGGCUUCGAGAAGAUCUUCGAACACAUACGCUUGCCUCUCAUGAGCACGUAUUACCUGGUAGAUGUAGUGGCCACAACGCCAGCCGUGUCCCAGAACCAGAGGUGCUGCCAGCUGCUCGAGAAGGCGAAGGCAUACCACCUGUUGCCAGACAGGCGGAAAGAAAGCCACCAACCAUGGACUACUGUUCGGAAGAACUCCUCUAUGGUCGAGGUUACUGUCCUGGUUGGAGGUGAAGAUGAUAAAGUGGUCCUGCGUAAUGUGGACUGCUACGCCCACAACAGCCGCUCCUGGCUAAGUCUCGCUUCUCUCCCGUACGCUGUGAGCAAGCACGGCGUGACUGCAAGUGGCCAGAAUUUCCUUUUCAUGGCUGGUGGUGAAUACCCAGAUGGAUCUGUCAGCAAGGCGGCAUGGCGUUUCGAUCCGGCCUUGAAUACCUGGUCUGAAGCAGCUCCAAUGAGCGUUGCGAGGUCUGAAGUGGCCCUUGCAGCACUUGACGGCUGCGUGUAUGCCAUCGGUGGCUGGGAUGGUACAUCACGCCUCGCCUGUGUAGAGUGCUAUGACCCUGCCAGCAACCGGUGGGACAUUGUGCAACCGAUGAAGGUCCCGCUGACGUGUCCCGCAGUGGCGUCGCUUCAUGGGAAGCUGUUUGUCACUGGUGUGGCAGUCGCCGACAUUGGCGGUAGCUGUGCUGACAGCGUCAAGUCCUACAACCCAAUCGCCGAUGACAUCGACAGCAUCAACAGUGUUCAGUGUUAUGACCCCAAGGCCGAUUCUUGGAAGGAGCUGACGCCGAUGCUGAUGCCACGGUCGGGUGCGGCCUCGUGCGUGUUUGACCGGAAGAUCUACGUGAUCGGUGGCUGGCACGUGUCGGAAGAGAACACCAACAAAGUCGAGUGCUUUGACCCACGGACAAACGUGUGGCGCUUUUGUAGGCCCAUGAAAGAGCGCCGAUACAAGCCUGGUGUGGCCGUUGUCGGGAACAGGAUUUUUGUGUUUGGCGGCGAAGAGAGCUGGGACCAGCAUCAUGCGACAAUGGAGGUCUACGAUGCGCAAGCGGACACAUGGCUUGGCGUGUGGGAAAUGCCCCUGAAAAGGAGUUGGCUCGGGUGUGCAACGUUAAGCAUCCCAGUGCAAAUGUUUGAUGAGGAACACGAGUGGGUAGCUCCGGAAAUGUGAAUGCUGGUCUUGUUAACACCACACCCUAGUAUUUUGGGUUUUGCUGUCGCUGUUGUACACUUUUUGGUACAGAAUUAGCUUUUUUUUCUUUGCUGCUAUUGUGCCAACAGGUGACACUGAAUGUACAGUUUGAUGCUCUGUAACAGUGCUUUCCAAUCUGUGAUAUUCAUAACUUGCCAAGGCUAUGCUGCAUGUAGCGAAUAAUUUGGCCAUGUUGCAUGCCCUUUUAAUAUUAAAGCACGAGCAGCAAUACAGACAAUUACUUGUUCAAAGUGGUACUGUCUGCUGCAGCUAAGAGAAUUUGAACCAUUUGGAACGAUUACUUCAUCCCAAAAGCUCAUUUAGUAUUGUAGAUGAUGAUUACCAAAAGUUUGGCUUCCAAGAUUAUAUGAUGUGCAAGUUCCAAAAGAUGCCUACACUUAUCUAUUCACAAGUUCUUACGCUAUUAAAGCAGCCAAGCAGAUUUUUAUAUCUGUACUCAAGGAAACUCGCGUCUCCUUCUGUGGUCACGGGUCACAUUUGAAGCACUGUUGUGUCGCUUACAACUGUCCGCUACUAGUACUCGCCAUUUUGCCAUGAGCCAUAAUUGCCAGAUGUGGUCGUCUAGUCACUAAUGAUAAUUUCCAAGUGCCAGCUCAUGCCUUAUAACCAAAAGCUUUGCAAAGUUUAAAAGCGUUAAGCCAUGGCCAGCGGCCAUGGGUAAGCACUAGGAAUAUUGAGACUGUUUAAUGUUCUCAGCCAGAGAUGGAAGUAUGCACAUGUUGGAGUCUUUCCAGAUGCAUUGACUGCACAGUGCAGAGGUGCGAGGACUUCGCGCACACGUAACUUAACUCUCGCCUAGAAAUACUGAUGAGGCACGUGCAUUUAUUCUUUAAGAAAGUAUGGUGGGCAUUGUGAUACGUGCGGGCGACCAGGCCAUUUGUUGCUUGCUUGGCACAAACAUCUCAUUUUAUCUUAGUCUUAGCUUUUAGUGUAAAUGUGCGAAAAGAAACGAGGCCAUUUGUUGCUUUUAUUAACUUCUUAGUGUAUAUGUGCAAGAAAAACUAGGCCAUUGGUUGUUUGCUAGGCAUGAACAUUUUAUUUUUUAUAUUUUUAUUUUUCAAUUAAGGUGACCACAGCCUCCAACAACUACUCCUAUUGGUGUGAAUAAACGAGUUUAUAUUACAUCGGGG